UAUAUAUUCGUCAUGAUAGUGGCUGAGAUGCGUGUGGGGAUCCUCGUCCUUGCUUGCUUCCCAUCCUGUUGGUCCUCCACUUCGUACUCCGAUAAUAUCCAUAGGCCUGUUGAUGGACGAGGAUGCCAUAUCGUUAGCCAAGGAUCUGCAAGCUUUCAAGUGGUAUUAUGUGGCUUCAUGCACAAUCAUCUUCUUCGAUUACUUUCUCACCUUAAGUGACGAGAUUGAGUUCGCCUGGAAAGAGAGGAAGGGGCCUGUAUUCUAUCUGUUUUUACUAAAUCGCUACUGUGCUAUGUCCUUUUGCGUCAUCACUUUAUUCGCCUAUUUUUCGCCAUUGUGGACUUUCGAAGUCUGUAAUCGAUUUGCCAUCGUCGAAUGGUUGCAAGCCCUACUCGCCGCCAUCCCAGCAGAGAUAGUACUACUAAUCCGGGUUUAUGCCUUGACCGGAAGCAGAAAGCUAUAUAUCGUACUUCUCAGCCUCCUGCCCAUUACUCAAUGUAUCACUGUAAUUUACGCCAUGGCCCAACACGGGCAAAAUAACGCCCUUCCCUUGCCGGACUUAUCAGCGCAGUCUUAUGGAAUUGAUCCAUUUCAUGUCUGCAUAUUAUUUUCCGAUCCAGUAAUGGACACGCUUUAUCUGGCAGGGUCUAUUCUUUUCGACAGUAUAGUUUUUAUUAUCACUCUACAAGUCACUAUUCAGUAUCACAAGAUAAUUCCUAGAGCUCUCCUUCUCCAAAGAAUUCAGCGAGACGGAACGUUGUACUUUGGCAUCAUACUCACCGGAAAUGCCCUCUGGAUGCUUUUUUCCCUGUGUAGUCGGCCCGGUUUGAAAUUGAUCAAUGCCCAUAUGAUACUUACGUCUGUUAUGAUCAGUCGUUUGACGCUUUCAUUACGACGCGUGAGCCAUGAACGUUAUUCUGCUUGGAGCUUCAAAGCUUUCGAGUUUAGUGACACAUUGCCACGCAACGAAUCGACGGGGGCAGGAGUAUCUUGACUCGGAAGUAAACUUCGAGUACAAGCAAAUAUGCGACAGGUGUCAUCGUUAAAAGUAACAGUUUCGAUUGAGGGCUCGUGUGAUACCACUACAAUGUUAUUGAAUUCAUGCCCUGUGGGGUCUUCUAUUCUACAGCUUCAAGUCGUGGUUAUCUUCGAAUCAGUUCGUAAAUCCGCC
Guyanagaster necrorhizus is the source of this 1171-nucleotide messenger RNA. RefSeq lists its product as uncharacterized. The record is from RefSeq and is a predicted model, not a curated record. NCBI's taxonomy places the organism in Eukaryota, Fungi, Basidiomycota, Agaricomycetes, Agaricales, Physalacriaceae. The transcript is spliced from 15 exons. Bases 113 to 994 code for a protein of 293 amino acids.